Molecule: messenger RNA, 1333 nt
Organism: Syzygium oleosum
Lineage: Eukaryota; Viridiplantae; Streptophyta; Magnoliopsida; Myrtales; Myrtaceae
Product: protein ENHANCED DISEASE RESISTANCE 2-like
Exons: 1
Coding region: 85-1026 (313 amino acids)
Source: RefSeq, a predicted model, not a curated record
GCCCAUCUCCUUCUCUUCCUCUCUCUCUCUCUCUCUAGCUUUCAGGAGGAGGGGGGCCGUAGACGAGCUAGAGAGAGAGAGAGAAUGCGGACCACCAAGCACCACCGCCGGAGCUCCGGCCCCGACCCGGACCCCUCCGCCGAAUGCUCCAGAUCCGAGUCCCCCGACCCCUCCUGGAUCGCCGAGUCCAUCCACGGCGGCUCCCUCCGCCGCGUCGACCUCCACGCCGGCGCCAACGGCUGGGCCUCCCCGCCCGGCGACCUCUUCUCCCUCCGCUCCAAGACGUACCUCCGCAACCGCCACAAGUCCCCCCCCGGCCACUACCUCCUCUCCCCUGCCGGCAUGGACUGGCUCCGAUCCCCCGCCAGGCUGGACAACGUCCUCGCCCGCCCCGACAACCGCGUCGCGCAGGCCCUCCGCAGGGCCCAGGCGCGCGGCCGCUCCCUCAAGUCCUUCAUCUUCGCCGUCAACCUGCAGGUCCCCGGGAAGGACCAGCACAGCGCCGUGUUCUACUUCGCCGCCGAGGAACCCAUCCCCCCCGGCUCGCUCCUCUACCGGUUCGUCAACGAGGACGACGGCUUCCGCAACGGCCGGUUCAAGAUCGUGAACCGGAUCGUCAAGGGGCCCUGGAUCGUGAAGAAGGCGGUCGGCAACUACAGCGCGUGCCUGCUGGGCAAGGCGUUGACGUGUAACUACUACCGUGGAGAGAACUACUUCGAGAUCGACGUCGACAUCGCGAGCUCCAAGAUCGCGAGCGCCAUCCUGCACCUCGCAUUGGGGUACGUGACGAGCGUGACCAUCGACAUGGGCUUCGUGGUGGAGGCCCAGGCGGAGGACGAGCUGCCGGAGAAGCUGAUCGGCGCCGUCAGGGUGUGCCAGAUGGAAAUGUCGUCGGCGCACGUGGUGGACACGCCCCACCCGCCGCCGCAGCAGCAGCCGCCGCAGCCGCACCUGCGCGGGCACGGGUUCGCUAGGGUGAACCACCAUACUCCCGGGGACGACGAGGACGAUGACGAUGACCAUUGAUUGAUUCGGAAGGCACGGAGAAGACUGCAGAGGUGAAACCCUUUUUUCGUUCUAAUGACUCUCCUCGAUUCACUUUGCGUUCAAAGUAAAUCGUCCUCUGCAGCUGAUUUGAUGCUAAAACAAGAAAAUAACAGGGAAUGAUGUGAAAUUAAUUGGAUUGACCCUUUUGAUGGGGGGCACUGAUAUCUGUAGAUAGUUCAUCUCAUUCUUAUUGCGAAAAAUAACAAUGCCCAGUUCUGCUUCUGGAAAAGCUCACUUGUUCCUGGCAUCUUUGUUUUAGAUGAUGUAACACCUUUUGUUUGGUUAA